Centruroides sculpturatus (bark scorpion) is the source of this 1319-nucleotide messenger RNA. RefSeq lists its product as uncharacterized. Lineage: Eukaryota; Metazoa; Arthropoda; Arachnida; Scorpiones; Buthidae. The transcript has 2 exons. The record is from RefSeq and is a predicted model, not a curated record. Bases 261 to 1133 code for a protein of 290 amino acids.
AAAACAAUUUUUAUUUUAUUUCGUAUACCUGGACACACACAAUUUUGUGUUUCGGACAUAUUCGUCCCUCCUCAGCAGCUAAUGAAGCUAAUGAGAUAAAAGAAAAUAUUAAAUUUGAAAUAGAAACAGAGAAACAAAAUAGUAUUAAUUAUUUAGAUAUAACAAUAGAGAGAAAAAGUGAUAAAUUAAUUUAUAAAAAAUAUGUGAAAUCUAUACAAAUACCAAAAACAAUUAAUUAUAAAUCUAUUACACCUAUAAGUAUGAAAUAUAAUAUAUUUAAAAUGUAUAUAAAUAAAAUAAGACAACGAACUAGUGAAAUUAAAACUCAAGAGAAAGAAGAAGAAGAAAUAAUAAAAAUGUUUAUGUUAAAUGAUUAUCCAAAAAGUCUAUUGAAUAAAUGGUUAAAAAAAUUGGAAAUAGAUAAACAAUCAAACUUAAUAGAUAAAGAGAAAAGUUUUGUUAAAAUAAGGUAUAUCCCUAAGAUAUUUGAAAGAAUUAAGAAAAUAUUAAAUAGUAAAAUCAAUCUAAUACCGGAAAAAGUAAAUACAACAAAAAACCAUUUAUGUUAUAGAAAUCAAGGAAAUUACGAUAUAUUAGAAGAAAAAGGUGUUGUAUAUUCAUUUAAUUGCAGUUGUAAACCAGAAAAAAUAUAUAUAGGAGAAACAAAAAGGAAACUAAAAAUAAGAAUAAAUGAACACAUCCGUGCAAUCAAGAGAAAUUAUGCAAAUUCAGUAGUCGCAGAGCAUUGUAAUAAUACAGGUUGUGAAAUUGUAUUGAAUUCCGUAAAAAUAAAGAAAAAAGAGAAGAAUAAUUACAAAAGACAGCUUUAUGAACAUAUGUAUAUAAUCAGACAAAAUAAUAGAAUAAACAGCAAUAAUGGCAGAGAAAUCCACCAAUCAUGGUUAAGAUUUAUAGAAAAAGGGGUGUGUCCAAAAGAUGAUAAGAACGAUGGAAAGAAAUGGAAACGAGGUGUGAGACAAACAGAAAGAGAACAAAUGUUUAAAAUAAUAGUAAUUGCGAUAUUGUUGAUAAAAUUUGAAUAUCCAGUGGAGCAAGAAAUUAAAGAAAACUGGAAAAUUGUAAGAAUUUUAUUGAAUAUUUUGUCGGGAAAAAUUUUAAAAUGUAAAUUUUAAUUUUUAUUUUUUAUUGUUUAUAGAACAUAUUUAAAUACCUGCUGAGGAGGGACGAAUAUGUCCGAAACACAAAAUUGUGUAUGUGUCCAGGUAUACGAAAUAAAAUAAAAAUUGUUUUCUGUUAAUCUUUGUAAUAUUAUCUGUAAAACCAGUAUAAUAAGUCCUGAUAAUAGAUGAAAGUCGAAU